Solanum stenotomum is the source of this 2143-nucleotide messenger RNA. Its product is annotated as hsp70-Hsp90 organizing protein 2. The record is from RefSeq and is a predicted model, not a curated record. NCBI's taxonomy places the organism in Eukaryota, Viridiplantae, Streptophyta, Magnoliopsida, Solanales, Solanaceae. Bases 158 to 1897 code for a protein of 579 amino acids. The transcript is spliced from 7 exons. Gene Ontology annotation, molecular function: Hsp90 protein binding.
CCAAUCGUCAUAGAACUUUCCAGAACCUACAAGAACCCUCUAGUCCCCACUACCACACAAACCCCUCUUUUAUAAAUCCCUAAAAACUUGAAUCUUUCUUCUCUUCACUACAAUUCUUCCUCAGAUUUCUUCAAUUAAUUACUGUAAAUUAACAGCCAUGGCCGAUGAAGCUAAGGCCAAAGGUAACGCCGCUUUCUCCGCCGGCAACUUCACCGACGCUAUUAACCACUUCACUGAAGCCAUCAAUCUUGCUCCCACCAAUCAUGUUCUUUACUCUAACCGAUCUGCUGCAUACGCUUCAUUAGGGAAAUAUUCCGAUGCUUUAUCCGAUGCACAGAAAACAGUUGACCUGAAACCCGAUUGGGCGAAAGGGUAUUCUCGUCUUGGUGCUGCACAUUCUGGACUUCACCAUUAUGACGAUGCGGUUUAUGCUUACAAGAAGGGGCUUGAGAUUGAUCCAAAUAAUGAGGGUUUAAAAUCGGGUCUUGCUGAUGCUCAAUCAGCUCAGGCUCGAUCUCGUGGUCCGGCGGCUCCGCCGAGCCCGUUUGGUGAUGCGUUUUCCGGUCCGGAGAUGUGGACUAAGUUGACUGCGGAUGCGAAUACAAGGGGUUAUUUGCAACAGCCUGAUUUUGUUAACAUGAUGAAGGAUAUUCAGAAGAAUCCGAGUAAUUUGAACCUUUAUUUGAAGGAUCAGAGGGUAAUGCAAGCACUUGGAGUUUUGUUAGGUGUGAAGUUGUCGACUAGGAUGCCGGAGGAGGACGAUGAGAUGCCGGAAGCUUCGACGGAGAGGAAGAGACCAGCGGAGACGGAGCAUGUGAAGGAGGAGAAGCAUCCCGAGCCUGAACCAGAGCCGGAGCCAAUGGAAGUGCCUGAGGAGGAGAAGGAAAUUAAAGAGAAGAAAGCGAAAGCACAGAAGGAGAAAGAGGCGGGUAAUGCAGCUUACAAAAAGAAGGAUUUUGAGACUGCAAUUCAGCACUACACUAAGGCUAUUGAGCUUGAUGAUGGAGACAUAUCUUUCAUUACUAACCGUGCUGCGGUCUACUUGGAGAUGGGAAAGUAUGAGGAAUGCAUCAAAGAUUGUGACACAGCUGUUGAAAGGGGGCGAGAGCUAAGGUCAGACUAUAAGAUGAUCGCAAGGGCUCUGACUCGCAAGGGAACUGCCUUGGCAAAGUUGGCUAAAAGUUCGAAGGAUUUUGAAGUUGCAAUUGAGGUUUUCCAGAAAGCUCUGACUGAGCAUCGCAACCCGGAUACCCUUAAGAAACUGAAUGAAGCUGAGAAGGCGAAAAAGGAAUUAGAGCAGCAAGAGUAUUUCAGUCCACAAAUAGCAGAUGAAGAGCGUGAGAAAGGAAAUCAGUUCUUCAAGGAGAUGAAGUAUCCGGAGGCGGUUAAACAUUAUACUGAAUCCAUAAAGAGGAAUCCCAACGAUCCGAAGGCUUAUAGCAACCGAGCUGCCUGCUACACCAAGUUAGCUGCAUUACCUGAGGGGCUCAAGGAUGCUGAGAAGUGCAUUGAGCUCGAUCCAACAUUCGUAAAGGGUUACACCAGGAAGGGUGCCGUUCAGUUUUUCAUGAAAGAGUAUGAAAAAGCUUUGAAAACUUACCAGGAAGGAUUGAAGCUUGAUCCUCAGAAUCAGGAACUCCUAGAUGGUGUUAAGAGAUGUGUUGAGCAAAUAAACAAGGCAAGCCGUGGAGAUCUAACUCCAGAGGAGCUCAAAGAAAGACAGGCUAAGGGGAUGCAAGAUCCAGAAAUUCAGAACAUCCUUACAGACCCAGUAAUGAGACAGGUGCUAAGUGACUUCCAGGAGAACCCAAAAGCUGCACAAGAUCAUAUGAAGAACCCUCUUGUCAUGGACAAGAUCCAGAAAUUGAUUAAUGCAGGAAUUGUGCAAGUUAGAUAAGUAGCAAUACUUCCAACUCACCAUGGAAAGUAGCUUUGGACUAUCCAUUAUUUUUUUCCAUCCUUUGUUUACUUAAAAUUGUUCCUUCAUUAUGAACUCCUUUUAUUCACUUUCGAAGUGUAAUGUCGCACAAUGUCUGGGUUUUCCAUCAUCUUUUCUUUUCCUUUUUUUCUUCUGUGGUAACUGUUAAAAUUUUGUAUCUUGUUUUUCUUAGAGGGUCCGAAAGGAAGGAUUGUUGGUGCGUUU